AUGGCUCACAGCAAACCUCAGGCGGGGACGUCUAGGGGAAUCAAGAGUCUUUUGAAUCCGUUGAAAUGGAGGAAAAAGCUCGGCCUUGAUUCUCGGAGCUUUCUCAUGAUGCUAAAAGGUGCUUUGGCACCUACGAUCACGAUUGCUAUAUACCAAAGCGAUGCGAUCUCGAGCAUUACCACAACGAUUGGCUAUUUAUCAGCCUUGAUUUCGGUGCUCUCGCAGGGAUUGAUGCCUCGGGCGAAGUUCAUGAAGAUCAUGUUCUUCGACCUACUAUCCACCUGCGUAUCUGCUUCACUUUGCUGCCUAGCUGUCUUCUGUUCCGUUAAGGCAAGGGCGCACAAUACUCCUGCUGACGCAAGUGAGGUUGUGCGCACUGGGUACAGUAGCGAUGCUUGUGCGGUAGCUGCCAUAUGGCUUGUUGUUAUGAUUUGGGGGGCCAAUGCACUGCGCGCACUGAAACCGAUGGAGUUGCAAGACCCCAUGGUCGCUUUCUCGAUUUUUGCUUCAGUGACUCUUACUCGUGCUGGUACAUUCAUCACCCUGUCAGAGGGCCUGGAAUUUAUUUCGAAAUUAUUAAAGGGUUUCAUGAUUGGCUUUGCGAUCGCUACCGGCGUAUCUCUUCUCAUCCUCCCCAUCACCAGCCGAGGCAAUGUCUUCCACGACAUCAAAGAAUAUGUCUCUUCCGUUGAAGGAGUGUUGCAGGCACAAACAUCCUUCGCUGCAGGUAGUGCAGCCACUGGGUUGUUUUCAGGAAACGGAUUCCUCCGCCGAGCUCGAACCGCCAUGAGCACUCGAGACAUGCAGAGCGAGGGCGACACUGAUCUGCAAUGCAAGCAAAAACAGCUACAGGCGGCUAUGAACAAACUCAACGGCCUACACAGCAAGUUGCAUGCCGACCUGUUUUACUCCAAGGACGAGAUUGCGUGGGGCAAGUUAUCCCCCGAAGAUUUGAGUACAAUCGCUUCGCUUUUCCGAAGCUUACUUCUUCCACUGGCUGGAAUGUCAAUGCUGCCGGAGAUCCUGGAGAGCAUAAUCAAGAAUGAAGGACCGCGUGACGGCGAGGACGGAGCAGAAAGUCUCAAUGGGACAGGGGAGAAUGCGCUGAAGCACUCGGAGAUCCAAAAAGUAGUGGAGACGCAUCACGCACGGCUUGUGGAUGCCGCUGAACUUGUCAAGCUGGGACUGGUUCAUUUCUUGCUGACCCUGGAGCUUAUUUCAGCUAAGCAUUUGGAUAAGCAAAAAAAGCCGCAUCAAGGUGGAUCACCCGCCAGGGACGAGGAAGCAAGGGGCCAAAACCUCCAUCCCCUUCAGUCAGAUUUUACGUCACGCUUUGAGCAGGAUCUGCGCAGCUAUUACUCGCGAAGGAAACAUCUUCCACGGGCCCUAGCUUCGCUAGAGGCCUUUUCGGCUUCUGAGAAAUAUACCGACCAGACAGAGCCUGGGUCGGGUCACACAAUUCCCGCAGGUGACCCCGACGUACGCCAGGAAUUCUUCCUCAUCCUGUACAUGAGCCAUCUGCAGGAUGAUAUGCUCAAUGCCACAUUGAAUUUGAUGAAGUUUGCCAACGGCAAGGUGGCUGAUGGGACAAUGAAACGGUCCCGUCUCAUCUUCCCAAGGCAGGUUUCUAUCCGGGAGUGGUUCUCACUGCGCGGCGAGAAGGACAGGGUGAAGGGGAAUUUGUCGGCCAGCAGGCAAUCAUCCCAUGUGGACCCUUCGAAUAUCCAUCGUGAAUCACCAUUGACUGGCUUCCCCGAUCCGGAACACCUCCCACCGGCGAAUAUCUGGGAGAAGGGGAGCAUGGUACUGCGAGCUAUUUCGCAUGUCAUCAAGUCCGAUCAGAGUACCUUUGGAUUCCGGGUAUCCGCAGCUUCGUUUUCUGUUGGAAUCCUCGCCUAUUUACGUCAGACCCAAGACUUUUUCAUUCGCCAGAGAUGUAUUUGGGCGAUGAUUGUUAUUGUCAUCGGCAUGAGCCCAACUAGCGGCCAGACAAUGUUUGGAUUCGUUGCUCGUAUCAUUGCAACCGUCAUAUCUCUUGUUCUCAGUCUCAUUGUGUGGUACAUUGUGGAAGGGAAGACAGCAGGUGUUAUUGUCUUUCUGUACAUUGCUAAUGUGAUUUUGUACUAUCCCUAUGUUAAAAUACCCCAGUACUUUGGUCCAUCUGUCAUCGCUAUCGUCACAUUCAAUGUGAUUAUCGGCUACGAACUUCAGGUUGCCAAACUGGGAGUCGUCGCAGCUGAGGAAAAUGGACAACCAUACUACCCAAUCUAUUUGUUCGGGCCGUACAAACUAGCCGCUGUCGCCGCAGGCUGUGCGAUAUCCUUCUUCUGGGUCAUCUUUCCAUACCCGAUUACUGCCAAAUCGCAGCUACGCAAGCUCCUAGGCCGGAGUCUCUUCGUCCUCGCCAGAUUCUAUAGUGCCAUGCACUCAACAAUAGAGCUGUGGCUCGCAGGCGAACUAGGCAAUAUAGAAGACGAGACCUCGCCUGCACAUCAUCUCCAAAAGUCUCGACACAAGAUCUUCAAGGAAGAGAUGAUGCUUCUCACCGGUCUACGCAUGCAUAGUCACUUUAGUACCUUUGAGCCUCCGAUCGGCGGCAAAUUCCCAAAGGAGAUCUACGACAAUAUUAUUUCCGAAAUACAACGCAUUCUGACUAGUAUGUCGCUUAUGGCGCACACAACGCAGAACCUGGAUGCUCUCUCCAUUGAGAGUGAAAAUUCAGAGCACGAGAGCGAUGCUCCGUGGAUGGCGCAGCUCGCAGAGAUUGCUCUGAAGUCUGCGGAUUUCAAUUCUCAUCAGAUCACAUCGUUGUUAUGUCACCUGUCAGCUGCGAUCACCAAUGCUCAGCCGUUGCCACCAUACCUAUCAACACCAGAAAGCUUCCCACUGGCACGUCAAAUGCAAAAGAUUGACGACAAGUUGCUCAACAUCUCACAUAUUGAAGACCCUUCUUUCUCGGCUUUUGUCGCACUUGAAGUUCUCAGGUCUGUCGUGUCCUUCAGCUUGCAGGAUCUCCUCGAUAACAUGCGGAAACUGGUUGGAGAGCUAACCUUCGAUGCGUAUCCACGGCGGAGGUUGCAACAAGAGGAGUCGGCUCAUCUGCUACAGAGACCAAGUCAGGAUGAAGGGCGUUGA
Molecule: messenger RNA, 3135 nt
Organism: Penicillium subrubescens
Lineage: Eukaryota; Fungi; Ascomycota; Eurotiomycetes; Eurotiales; Aspergillaceae
Product: aromatic acid exporter family protein
Exons: 7
Coding region: 1-3135 (1044 amino acids)
Source: RefSeq, a predicted model, not a curated record